This is a messenger RNA of Carica papaya (papaya), 1909 nucleotides long. RefSeq names its product magnesium transporter 1 (gene MGT1). Gene Ontology annotation, cellular component: membrane. The record is from RefSeq and is a predicted model, not a curated record. NCBI's taxonomy places the organism in Eukaryota, Viridiplantae, Streptophyta, Magnoliopsida, Brassicales, Caricaceae. Gene Ontology annotation, biological process: transmembrane transport; magnesium ion transport. Gene Ontology annotation, molecular function: magnesium ion transmembrane transporter activity.
CUAUCAAAAUGAACAGCUAGGCGACCCCUCUUCUUCUCUAGCUUCUCUGUUCACUCUCUCGCGUGCGUUCCUCCAUAGUCACUUGUCACUCACACAACUCUUCCAUCUCUGCCACCGCCACAGGCCCACCAACUGGUCCGGUGCACCGAUCGUUUCGUUUUCUCUCUCUAUUUUGCUUCUCAAUCUCAUAUUUUUCUUCUUUCAUUCAACGUUUCGUGAGACUCACUACGACGCCACGCUGGGGAUCGAGGUCCUGAGAAUUACAUACUAUCUCUUCUUGUUUUCGCUCGGAAUCAAUGGCGGACCUCAAAGAGCGCCUUCUCCCUCCAAAACCUGCAUCUGCUAUGAAUCUCAGAGAUGUUUCUUCCCGACCUUCUGCCUCUGGACGACAACCUUUCCAAGGAGUAGAUCUUUUGGGGCUGAAGAAGCGUGGCCAAGGACUUCGAUCUUGGAUUCGUGUUGAUACAUCUGGGAAUUCCCAGAUCAUUGAGCUUGAUAAGUUUACCAUGAUGCGUCGUUGUGAUCUACCUGCCCGUGAUCUACGCUUGCUUGAUCCUCUCUUUGUUUACCCAUCAACAAUCCUUGGUAGAGAGAAGGCUAUUGUAGUCAAUUUGGAGCAGAUUCGGUGCAUUAUCACUGCUGAAGAGGUCUUGCUCCUGAACUCCCUUGAUAGCUAUGUACUGCAGUAUGUGGUGGAGCUGCAGCGACGAUUAACGACAAGUGCUGUGGGUGAUGUUUGGCAGUCAGAUAAUCCAGAUUUGAACAGAAGGAGAAGUAAGAACUUCGAUAAUGUAUUUGCAAGCACGUCUCCUGAUUAUUUGCCCUUUGAAUUUAGGGCUCUUGAAGUUGCGUUAGAAGCUGCCUGUACUUUUCUUGAUUCUCAGGCAGCAGAAUUAGAAAUUGAAGCCUAUCCAUUGUUAGAUGAGCUCACGUCAAAGAUCAGUACAUUAAAUUUGGAGCGAGUCCGCAGAUUAAAAAGCAGACUGGUUGCUUUGACUAGAAGAGUUCAGAAGGUUAGGGAUGAGAUCGAGCAGCUUAUGGAUGAUGAUGGAGAUAUGGCUGAAAUGUAUCUCACUGAGAAGAAGAGAAGGAUGGAAUCAUCUUUUUAUGGUGAUCAGUCUUUAAUGGGACUCCGAUCAACUGAUGGUGCACAAUCUGUUUCUGCUCCAGUGUCUCCUGUUUCUUCUCCUCUUGAAUCUAGAAGGCUAGAGAAAAGCUUGAGCAUUGCAAGGAGUCGGCAUGAAAGCAUGAGGAGUUCAGAAAGUACAACAGAGAGCAUAGAAGAGCUGGAGAUGUUGCUGGAAGCGUAUUUCGUUGUGAUUGAUAGCACACUAAAUAAGUUGACAUCGCUAAAGGAGUACAUUGAUGAUACAGAGGAUUUUAUUAACAUUCAGCUGGAUAAUGUCCGAAAUCAGCUGAUCCAGUUUGAGCUGCUUCUUACAACUGCAACUUUUGUAGUUGCUAUUUUUGGGGUGGUGGCAGGGAUCUUUGGUAUGAACUUUACAAUACCAUUAUUUGAUGAACCUGAUGCAUUCAAAUGGGUCCUCAUAAUAACUGGAGUCGUUGGAGUUAUCAUAUUCUGUGCGUUUGUUUGGUUCUUCAAGUAUAGAAGACUUAUGCCGCUGUGAGGAAACUGCAGUCAAGCUAUUAAGGAAUUAGUAUUUUCUAGUUGCUCUUUUAACUUUCUAGAUUAAAUGAAGAAAUUAGAAAAGAUCAGUUGGUCUAGCUCAAAAAAUGAGCAAUUCUUUCAUUCUGAUAAUUUAUCUCUUCCUGUAUUCAAAUGGUAUAUAUUAUAUGAAUAAUUGCAGCUAAUCCUCAUAUGGAGAUGCUGGUAAUGUUUUCUGUUACUUCUGAUCAAGCUAAAAUUGGGUUUCAGCAGACAGGAAUAAGGAAUAUGGUUGAUUGGUUC